Molecule: messenger RNA, 1038 nt
Organism: Uncinocarpus reesii 1704
Lineage: Eukaryota; Fungi; Ascomycota; Eurotiomycetes; Onygenales; Onygenaceae
Exons: 2
Coding region: 1-1038 (345 amino acids)
Source: RefSeq, a predicted model, not a curated record
AUGUCCCUGCAGGCCAUGACGCACAUCGCACACUAUCACGAUGACCAGCAAAUCGUCUAUCCGACUCUCGACCAGAAAUCCUUCCAUGCUCCCCCUUCCUCCAAUCCGGACGAGUACUUGACAUCCUACCCGUCGCACCCACAUUCUCCCCGUGCGGAAUCGCAUCCGCCUCGCUCCCUCUCCAGCGAUGCCCAGAGCUCCGGGGAGAACUCGCAGUCGUCACGGCGCUGGUCGAACGGACCUGCGUCGCUGUCCAGUUCUACAAUGGCAUCGUCCCUCAAUGCCAAAAUGAUAAAAGCCCAGAGCGUUCAACCCGCACAACCUACUUUCCCGGCAGCCGCGAUCAUACUCGCAACCAGGUCACAGCCCGCGUCGAUGUCGGAUCAUACUAGAGCGCUCAGCUGGAAUGAGCCAAGGGAGUGGGCGCAGGCAAAGAAUGAUAUGGCCCUGGGGCGAUUAGCGAUGGAGCCUGUCUCGCCGCAGCCGAGGACGCAUGUCUCAGUGGUGGAUACGGACGGCGAUGAUGAGUAUGAUGAGGACGAUGAUGACGAUUACGACGAGGCCGCUGGUGCCUCGGAUCAUGAGAAUGCUUUUUAUAUUCUUCAAUAUACUAAUCCGAUAUUCUGGCACAGCUACGUAUUUCAUUCGUCGUCCCACCGUUUGCCAUCUUCGCCGCCCUUUACGCCUUCUUUGUUGUCUUAUUUCUUCUCUUUGCUACUCCGCUACGACUAUGCCCGCCCACAACCUUCUUCAAGUCACCACAUACCUUCUCCACCCAAAUCUGCCAAACAAUUGCCCCUCUCCAUUCAAUCCAUCAGCGUCUUAUAUCAACCCCUACACGUUCUCAAAGACGUCGAGAUCGCCAUCCAUACCGCCAAUCUGAGCCGCAACCACCUCCCCACUCUCGCUCCAGACCUCGCUCCUCCGAAAGCCCUCACUAUGACACCUUCCAACAUGACCAACACCCAACCCCCUCCCCUUGCGCCAGCAACUAUUCCAUUCCCGGCCUCAUUUGCGUCCACCUCCUCUCGCCAUUAG